GGUUACAAACUAGUGUGGUGAAUUGUAUUUCGCGAACAUGGUACCGUUAGCAGGAAUAGUAUUUUUGUGCAUCGCAGCCAGUGUGAGGUGUAGUGAUACGAACUCCAAUGCUACGAACUUCGCUGGGUUUACAUUCGAGGUACUGAUGGCAAAGGUAGACCACAUUCAGCACUUGUUCUUGGAACAUCAGCUUCAACUUAGCGAGCACCCAGCUGACACCAACAACAGUUUGAAUACAAUGCGUGAAGCAAUACUCGAUCUGCAGUCCUACAUGCCGUUCCGAUCGUGUAAAGAAGUUCCACAGAAUGUUUCCGGAGUAUAUUCUAUUCGGUUGGACUUUGAAAGUAGCCCUUUCAAAGUGUACUGCGAGCAGACUAAGUUUGGUGGAGGCUGGUUGGUGAUACAGUACGAAAUCGAUAGAUCGCUGGACUUCAAUCGCAAUUGGACCGAGUAUCGGGAUGGUUUUGGUGACAUAGAGCAAGAGUUCUGGAUUGGACUGGAACGAAUGUAUCAGCUGACAUCGAGGCGACCCUACGAACUGAUGAUUGAGGUUGAAACCCGCAGCGGCAAGCAUGCAUAUGGACGCUACGCAGCAUUCGAGGUCGGCAGUGAAACUGAACAAUAUAAACUGAAAACCAUUGGAGCGUACAACGGAACUGUUGUGGAUAUCCUAACACGCCAGAGAGAUAUGAAAUUCUCAACGUACGAUCGUGAUAAUGACAAAAUGGCCGGACAUAAUUGCGCUGAAAUUCAUCGAGGUGGUUGGUGGUUCAAUAGCUGUUACAUCAAGGGAUUGAACGAGAGAUUGAACAUGAACAUAAACCAAACAUUAUACGUAUUGACCUCUUCAAGAAUGAUGAUAAGACCCAUAAAAUAAUUGCUUCGUAAGUUUGCAAGCCAAAAACACAAUUUUAAUAUCGAACCAUUCAACUCGCUGAUACGUCUCAGUGAUGAAUGAUUCUCGGUAAAUAUGUUUUAGAAAUUACAAAAUGUAGAACUUUCUUCGAAUAAACUGCGGUUGAA
Molecule: messenger RNA, 1023 nt
Organism: Anopheles cruzii
Lineage: Eukaryota; Metazoa; Arthropoda; Insecta; Diptera; Culicidae
Product: angiopoietin-related protein 1-like
Exons: 1
Coding region: 38-877 (279 amino acids)
Source: RefSeq, a predicted model, not a curated record